This is a messenger RNA of Drosophila arizonae, 2899 nucleotides long. It is a transcript of the gene pain, whose product is annotated as transient receptor potential cation channel family member painless. Gene Ontology annotation, molecular function: monoatomic ion channel activity; protein binding. Gene Ontology annotation, biological process: monoatomic ion transmembrane transport. Gene Ontology annotation, cellular component: membrane; transmembrane transporter complex. Lineage: Eukaryota; Metazoa; Arthropoda; Insecta; Diptera; Drosophilidae. The record is from RefSeq and is a predicted model, not a curated record.
UCGCAACUUGUUGAUCGGUUCAAGUUACUGAUCAGUUGGUCUUUGGAUAUUUCGGAGUGCAGUUGUCUGGCGCGCAAGCAUUUAUUCACAGCUCUACCUCUUCCUCUAUACAACAAAGAUGGACUUGACCGGUUGCGGGUUAAGUGAUCCCCAGACGCAGCUGGCCGCGGCGCUGGCCAAUCGCAAUAUAAAAGAGUUCCAAACGGCGCUUCAGCUGGGCGCACAGCCGAAUCUGGAGGAUGAGCGACACGCGAGCAUCUAUGAGAAGGCUCUGUCCACGCCGGGCUGCGCGGAAUUUAUCGAGGCAUGCCUCGCACACGGCUGCAAUGCGAAUCAUAUCAAUCUGAAGCACAAUAAGGCAGCUAUUAGCUAUGUCUGCGAUUCCAGAGAUCCCUUGAAUUUGGCGGUGCUGCUGCGCCGUCCCGAGGUGCUGGUGGAUCGUAAAUAUGGCCGGCUGACUCCACUUCACUCGCUGGCCAAGAAUUUGAAGCCAGAGAACGUGGAGCAGGUGCAUAGAUGCAUGCAGCAGCUGCUCGAUUACGGAGCCUCGCCCAAUGUGGUGGACCAGGGCGAGCAGACGCCGCUGCAUUUGGUGCUGCGCAACAAUAGGAUACCGGCUCCUGCCAAGCAGGAGCUGGUGAAGCUCUUCUUGCAGCAGCCCAGCCUGGACAUCGAUACCUAUCGCAAUGGCGAAGUGCGUCAAAUGUUGGCGGCGCAGUAUCCAGAGCUUCAGCUGCCGCCGCAGCGAUCGGUGAACGACGAUGGAGAGGUUGACUUGGAGAGAUUGCUGCGGCAACUGCGGGAUGACGACGAGUCCCAAUUCGAGCAGCUACUCGCUGAGCAUAAGCUGAACAUCAGUGACCAGGAAAACCAACGCAACAUACAGCAGGAGCAGUACCUGCCGCUCCUGAUGGAGUCCAUCAAGCUGGGCAAGCAGAGCGCCUUCGAGGCGAUACUCCAGACGGGCAUCAACGUCAAUCAGAAGCCAUUGGGACAGGCUAGCUCAGCUGUGGAGCUGGCCAUCAUCUGGGGCAAUUGGCGCGCACUGGAGAAGCUGCUGCAGCACCCGGAGCUGAAACUGGGGCCCGACAGCAGGCUGCUCAAUGCCGUGAUCAGCAGGCUGGACCAACAGCCGUUGGAUAGUUUCUGUGAUUAUUCGCGCUGCUUCGAGCUGCUGCUCGAUAGCCCGCUGGUGGACAUCAACGAGCAGGAUGCCAGCGGCCAAGUGCCGCUCUACUAUGCGGUCAAAUACCGCAAUAUGGAGGCGGUGCAGACGUUGCUGAGCCACGGCGCCUACAUCGGCUCGAAGAGCGUCUUCGGUGAGCUGGCCAUCGAGCAUAUGUGGCCGGAGCUGCUGGAGCAACAUUUCGACUCCUGCAUCACGACAAAUGCCCAAAAAGCGGGCGACCAAAACUUUGAGAUUAUCAUCGACUUCAAGAACCUAAUGCGACAGCAGCCCAUUGUCGAGCAGCAGCCGCUCAAGCGGCGAUCCAUGCCAGCGCAGGACGAAAUGACGCCCAUUGCGUGCAUAGCCAAGUCAAAGGAGCUGCGACCCUUGCUGCAGCAUCCACUAAUCUCCAGUUUCCUCUUCCUGAAAUGGCACCGCCUCUCGUUCAUCUUCUACAUCAAUUUUGUGAUCUACACCUUCUUCACGGGCUCCAUCAUCAUCUACACGCUGCUCAAGUUCCACGAGAGCAGCCAUUCGGGUCUGACGGCCCUCUUCGCCAUCCUCUCGUGGGUGGGCAUAUGUUAUCUGAUUAUAAGAGAGCUGAUACAGUUGCUGAUGGCACCCAAGUGGAGUUACUACUUCUCCCUCACCAAUGUGCUGGAAUUGGCGCUGAUUGUCCUCUCCAUUAUGACGUGCAAGGAGUCGAGCUUCGAUAGGGAGACACAGCGGGUGCUUGCUGUCUGCACCAUCCUGCUGGUUGCCUUGGAGUUCUGCUUGCUUGUUGGCUCGCUGCCCGUAUUGUCGAUAUCGACGCACAUGCUCAUGCUACGUGCUGUCUCGAGCAGCUUCAUCAAGAGCUUUGGCCUCUACUCCAUCUUUGUGGUGACCUUCAGCUUGUGCUUCUACAUACUGUUCGGAAAGCCGCAGGAACAGCAGGAGAAGCCGCCGCAACCUGGAGCCGAGGGGGAUAGUGGCUUCAAUAGCUUCUCAAAGCCCAUCGAGGCCGUGAUCAAGACCAUAGUCAUGUUGACGGGCGAGUUCGACGCCAGCAGCAUCAAAUUCGACAGCGUGCCCACCUACUUCAUCUUCCUGCUCUUCGUCUUAUUCAUGACCAUCGUGCUGUUCAAUCUGCUCAAUGGCCUGGCCGUCUCCGAUACUCAGGCCAUCAAAGCCCAGGCGGAGCUGAACGGCGCCAUUUGCCGCACCAAUACGCUGCUGCGCUACGAGCAGGUGUUGAUGGAUCGCAAGGGACGCACCGGCUACCUGAUGAGCACCAAGCCCCUACGCUGGGCGUAUGAGCGCUUGAUUCGCGUCUAUCCCAACUAUCUGGCACUGCGCCAGAUCUCGGUGCUGCCCAACGAUGGCAACAAGGUGCUCAUACCACUUGUCGAUCCCACCGAGAUGAGGCAGCGCAACAAUGCCACCUUCCAGGCGGUGCCCACCAAUCAAGACUGCCAACAGAAACUGCUCGAUCCGCCCCUGAACCUUCUGCCCUGCUGCUGCUCAAUGCUCAAGGGCAAAUGCUCCCGCAUCGAUAGUCGCACCGUCAAGCAGGCCCUGGCGAUCAUCGAGCAGCGCUCCAGCGGCGAACAGAAGCGUCAGAGGGAACAAAACACCGAGAGGCGUCUGCAGCAUAUUGAACAGAAGCUGGAACAGCUGCUUGAACUGCUGCAGAAGUAAUGUGCAUAGCGAGGGUAGCCUAAAAAAUGUGUUAAAACUUAAAAGGAAAAC